This is a messenger RNA of Aspergillus ibericus CBS 121593, 1851 nucleotides long. RefSeq lists its product as uncharacterized. The record is from RefSeq and is a predicted model, not a curated record. Gene Ontology annotation, biological process: regulation of transcription by RNA polymerase II. Lineage: Eukaryota; Fungi; Ascomycota; Eurotiomycetes; Eurotiales; Aspergillaceae. Gene Ontology annotation, molecular function: zinc ion binding; DNA-binding transcription activator activity, RNA polymerase II-specific. The transcript has 3 exons. Bases 1 to 1851 code for a protein of 616 amino acids.
AUGGCUACUACUUACCAACAACAACCUUCUUGGGUCUCCGAUACGACUACGAACCCAACAUGGGAACCUAAUGCUUCCCAUCUCUACCAAAUUUCCAACACGGCGUUCCGGCACCAUUACAAUGUGACCACCGCCACGGGCGAGCAGCUCUACCGGGUGGAGAACUCCUCCCUCACGCCCAACAAGCCCGACCUCACAUUUCAUGCCGGUUCCGACAACAAUGGCCCUACGGUGGCAGUGUGCAAGUUCCUGCAUUUCUCUAGACAUCUUAAGGUCGGCCUGGGGGAUCCGAGGGACGUCAAUUCCAUAACCUACGAGGAUCUGCUUGCGCAAGACCACCGGCACGCCAAGUAUCGCUGGCAGAUGACCAUGCAGGCUGCGAAUGGCUACGAACGGCAAUCAUUCCUCUGGACACGAACGCACAACGUCGGGGUCCAGGAGGAUAGCAAGACGAACAAGUUCAGCAACCGCAACUUCAAAUUGGUCGAGGAACAGACCGGCAGGGUCGUCGCGGUCUUUACCAACUCGGUCUGGGCGUUCAAGGACACGGGCAGGCUUCAGGUAUACGUUGACUACGGACGGGAUUUCGAUCUGAUGGCACUGACGACGGUGCUGGCAUUAUACGAGAAGGCCCGCCGGCGUCGAGACGCAUCUGCCGCCAGCGGCGGCGCUGCCGGGGGUGCUGCGAUCCUGAGCGGGUGUGAUGAGCAACGGCCUUCCUGCUCGAACUGCUCCAAACGCCAGUCGACCUGCGAGUAUGAUUCCAGCACGUCACUGCUAUGGACCAACGAAGAGUCCCAACCCUGUCAGCGGGCCAAAAAGGCCACCCGAAAAGGGGCCCUGCAGUCGGAGUCCCCGUCGACCACGACAGCCAACUCCUUCAGCUUUCUAGGCAGAUGGGGCGAUGAAUUCGCCGCCCCACAGGCGGUCCCCAGCCUGAACAUCACCGAUCUGGAGUUGAUGAUGCAGUGGUGCAACUCAACCUACAAAAAUGUGUCCCGAGGCGAGAAGACGGACCACAUCUGGCGCGCCCGGACGCCCGAGGAAGCCCUUGCGCAUCCGUUCCUGAUGCAUGGGUUACUGGCGCUCUCCGCCCUCCACAUCGCGCAAACAAGGCGGGAUAUCCAGCAACGUCCAGCAUACCUCAGUACCGCGGUUGCGCAUCAGACCCAAGCACUCGCUCUGUUCCGGGACCUAUUGGGCGAUAUCAACGCGUCCAACGCAAAAGCUAUGUUUGCUUUCGCCAGCGUCGUCGUUUAUUACACGUUCGGCCUGCCUCAUUCGCCCGAGUCCAGUGAUCCGUGGGCCAUUGUGGAUGAUCUGAUUCAGAUUUUCACGCUGGCGCGUGGCGUCCAACAGGUUCUGGGCGAAGCAACACCGGUUAUUCAAGCCAGUGAAUGGGGGGUUGUUUUGCAGGUAGGUGACCUCGAUGAGGGUUACCUGAAAGACGCACGAUCCGCUCUGAGACGACUACAGGAGGUGAACAGUUCCUGCGGUGCUCAAGACCCUACCCACGAUGCCGCCACUUAUCAGCAUGCGCUUGAGCUACUAGCAGACAUGCUGGCAAUGGCGCGCGGUGGUAUGCCCUCUGCCUCGGCUUCCGGCCGCUGGGCGAUCCGGCAGAAACCCGAAUUUAUGGAUUUCCUGCGAGAACGUGAACCGCUGGCCUUGGUUAUCUUGGCAUAUCACUGCAUCAUCUUCCAUCACUCGAGGGAUGUCUGGUACAUUGGGGAUCGGGGCAGCAGGGUGGUUCGGGCAUUAUGGGAGGUUUUGGAUGAUGAGUGGAGGCCAUUGCUGGAGGGGCCUAUGCUGGAGAUUUUUGGAACGACCCAUCCGGUUGAUCCUAACUGA